AUGUUCGCUAGCAAGGCUGCGUCGGCCAUCCCUCCAGUUUAUCAGCGUCCCGCCAAUCGCAAGACCCAUGAGGUACCACUGACGACCCACGAUACCAACCCACUCAAGCUACGAUACCCGCAUCGACUGAAUUUUUAUAACAAACCUCCGGACUCCGAAGUGACGAUAGAAGAAUUCGAAACUUGGGCGAUCGACCGAUUGAAAGUUCUUGCGGAAAUCGAGAACUCGGCUUCCCGGAACAAAAGCUUUGAUGAACUCAAAACGACGUUAAACUUGAAAUGCAAAGAAUUUCUACCGUUGAAUGCCCACACAGCGAACCACGCCAAUCAUGAUCAAGAACGGGAAAAGGAUCACUACUCUCAUUUCAUACUCCGGUUGGCUUUUUGUAGAUCAGAGGAGUUAAGAAACCGUUUUGUAAAUGCAGAGACGCAGUUAUUCCGGUACAGGCUAGAAACCGAUGAUACUGCGGAACGAGCUGCAUUUGUUGCAUGUUUGAAUCUAGAUUGGAAAGAAGCGACUCCAGACGAAAUGAUUGAAGCCAGAAGAGCAUUUACCAAGGGUAAAAACCAUUUUGGGGAAGAAGGUAGCUACUACAAGGUACAUUGGACUAAAGUGCCGGAUUUGGUCGCAGCUCGUCGGGUUUACCUCUCUGGUGGAUACGCGUUUGUCGCAAGCAAGGACCAGUCUUCAAUCAUCCUGCAGGAAUUUUCAUCCAAACUUCUUCAGGCGUUGGAGAUCACGUCCAAACAUCUACCAUACAUGGACGAAGAUUCUCGUCUGUUGCCCGUCUUGGAGCACUUGUCAAUCAGCUUCUUAGCUGGAAUCUCUGGCUCGGACUUUGUUUCUGCAAGUCUCAACCCCGACGGCGGUGAAGUUACUGCCGCAAUGAUUGAUGAUCUGGCAAAGCAGCACUUCCCCCCUUGCAUGAAAAACCUGUGGAUCCUUUUACGGAAGGAUAAACACCUGAAAUAUGGGGGUCGCCAGCAACUUAAUCUAUUUCUCAAAGGAAUUGGAUUGCCAAUUGAAGAAGCUAUCGUCUUUUGGAGGCAGGCAUUCUGUAACAUAAGCGAUGAUAAAUUCCGAAAAGAUUACAGAUAUGCUGUUCGACACAAUUACGGGCUUGAAGGCAGUCGAACCAAUUACCAACCUAAAUCAUGUGUGACGAUCAUAACCGGAUCAGUCGGACCCCUCGAAUCACACGGCUGUCCAUUCAAGCACUUUAGCCAGGUCAAUUUGACUCAACAUCUCAAUCAGAUUUACCAGAUUGACCUCAAAUCGGACCUCAUGAAAGAUAUCAUCGAGUUCAAAAAGAACGAGCACUAUCAUCUGGCUUGUACGGCUGUUUGGGAACACCAACAUAAAGCCUUGGGUGUUAAAAAGGGUGACGGUUUGGGUCAAGGGGAGUCAGUCUCACAUCCGAACAGAUAA
Puccinia triticina is the source of this 1428-nucleotide messenger RNA. RefSeq lists its product as uncharacterized. The record is from RefSeq and is a predicted model, not a curated record. The transcript is spliced from 7 exons. NCBI's taxonomy places the organism in Eukaryota, Fungi, Basidiomycota, Pucciniomycetes, Pucciniales, Pucciniaceae. Gene Ontology annotation, biological process: DNA replication, synthesis of primer. Gene Ontology annotation, cellular component: alpha DNA polymerase:primase complex. Bases 1 to 1428 code for a protein of 475 amino acids.